Molecule: messenger RNA, 2824 nt
Organism: Neltuma alba
Lineage: Eukaryota; Viridiplantae; Streptophyta; Magnoliopsida; Fabales; Fabaceae
Exons: 4
Coding region: 358-2460 (700 amino acids)
Biological process (GO): negative regulation of DNA-templated transcription
Source: RefSeq, a predicted model, not a curated record
CUCUCACCCCGUUCUCUCUCGCUGUGUAACGCCAACGCCGACCGGGGACACUGCCUCCGCAGGGGGAUUAGAUAGCUAAAACCCUCUAAUUUGGAUCCCUUUUGGUUCGGAUAUCGUGUGUGUUGAUUUUGUCUGGGUUCUUCAGGAGCUUGCUCGCUUGGAUCUUCUUCUCUGGUGUUUCUUCUGGUUGAGUGGAAGGGGGCGUUAUUACUGUUGGACUCGGAGGGACCGAUUUGUAAAUCCAGUUGCUUCUCCUGUCUUGGCUCGAGAUCCGGGCCAAGCACAGAAGAAUCGGAUUCAGAUUUGCAUUUGACUAUCUUCAACCGCUCACAGGCUUGGAUAUUCCUUUUCCCACGAAUGGCUUCAGGCGAGGGAUUUCUGACAGAUGAGCAGAGGGAAAUGCUAAAAAUUGCCAACAAUAAUGUGGAAAAUUUAUCGUCAUCCCCGAAAUCUCCCACAUCCUUUGUUGCUGACCAUCAUAUAAAAGCUCCUGCUGGUAGUAAGGCCCAAACUGCUGGGAUUGCUGUGAGGCAUGUGCGGCGAUCACACUCUGGAAAGCUUGUGCGGGUGAAGAAGGAUGGUGCCGGUGGUAAGGGCACUUGGGGAAAACUGCUUGAUACUGACGGUGAAUCUCGUAUAGACAGGAAGGACCCAAAUUAUGAUAGUGGUGAGGAACCCUAUCAGCUGGUCGGGUCUACUGUCACUGACCCCUUAGAUGAAUUCAAGAAGGCAGUUGUUUCCACCAUCGAGGAAUAUUUCAGCACGGGUGAUGUGGAAUUAGCUGCCUCUGAUCUCAGAGAACUUGGUUCUAGUGAAUAUUAUCCAUACUUUAUCAAGCGCCUUGUGUCUAUGGCCAUGGACAGGCAUGAUAAGGAGAAAGAAAUGGCUUCUGUUUUGCUUUCAGCAUUGUAUGCUGAUGUGAUUAGUCCUGCACAGAUUAGGGAUGGAUUUUUUAUGCUUCUUGAAUCUGCUGAUGAUCUUGCGGUUGACAUACUGGAUGCUGUUGACAUCCUUGCUUUGUUUCUGGCUCGGGCCGUUGUUGAUGAUAUCCUUCCUCCAGCCUUUCUUGCCAGGGCAAGAAAAGCACUUCCUGAGCAAUCCAAGGGGUUUCAGGUUAUCCAGACUGCAGAGAAGAGUUAUCUCUCAGCUCCGCAUCAUGCAGAGCUUGUAGAGAGGCGAUGGGGUGGUAGCACUCACAUCACUGUUGAAGAAGUAAAGAAGAAGAUUUCUGAUUUAUUAAGAGAAUAUGUUGAGAGUGGUGACACAGUUGAAGCCUGCAGGUGCAUAAGGGAGUUGGGGGUUUCAUUCUUUCAUCAUGAGGUUGUGAAGAAGGCUCUGGUACUUGCCAUGGAGAUCCGUUCAGCGGAAUCUUUAAUGUUGAAGUUAUUAAAAGAAGCAGCAGAAGAAGGCCUCAUUAGUUCCAGUCAAAUGGUGAAAGGUUUUUCUCGUUUGGCGGAAGGCCUAGAUGAUCUUGCUCUUGAUAUUCCGUCAGCCAAAACUUUGUUUCAGUCAUUGGUACCCAGAGCGAUAUCUGAAGGAUGGCUUGAUGCUUCAUUUUUUAAGCCCUCUGGUGAAGAUGGGGAUAUCCCAGUUGAAGAUGAAAAAGUUAGGGACUACAAAAAAGAGGCAGUAACUAUAAUUCAUGAGUAUUUUCUCUCUGAUGAUAUUCCUGAACUCAUUCGGAGUCUUGAAGAUCUUGGAGCACCCGAGUUUAACCCAAUAUUUUUAAAGAAACUAAUUACUCUCGCUAUGGACAGAAAAAACAGAGAAAAGGAAAUGGCAUCAGUACUACUAUCUGCUCUCCAUAUAGAGAUAUUCUCCACAGAGGAUAUAGUUAAUGGUUUUGUCAUGCUCCUGGAAAGCGCUGAAGAUACUGCACUGGAUAUAUUGGAUGCUUCAAAUGAACUCGCCCUGUUUUUAGCUCGGGCUGUGAUUGAUGAUGUAUUGGCCCCUCUCAAUUUAGAAGAAAUUGGCAGCAGGUUGCCGCCUAAAUGCAGUGGCAGUGAAACCGUGCGUAUGGCUCGAUCACUCAUUGCAGCUCGUCAUGCCGGUGAGAGGCUAUUGAGAUGUUGGGGUGGGGGUACAGGAUGGGCUGUGGAGGAUGCUAAGGACAAGAUCAUGAAGCUAUUGGAGGAGUAUGAAAGUGGGGGUGUGGUCAGUGAAGCAUGCCAGUGUAUUCGUGAUCUUGGAAUGCCUUUCUUUAACCAUGAGGUGGUGAAGAAAGCUUUGGUCAUGGCUAUGGAGAAGAAGAAUGACAGGAUGCUGGAUCUGCUGCAGGAGUGCUUCAGUGAAGGUCUGAUCACUAUCAAUCAGAUGACUAAAGGCUUCACUCGCAUCAAGGAUGGUCUUGACGAUCUGGCUCUUGACAUUCCGAAUGCUCGUGAGAAAUUCGCCUUCUACGUGGAGCACGCCACAAGCAAGGGCUGGCUUUUACCUUCAUUUGAUUCUCCAGAUGCCUGAAUUGCCCCAAAGCUGCGGCCUUGUGUGAGCAGGACAGUCAUUUUUAAUGCUUCUCUCAUGUACGCUGCUCGUUAGGUUCUGCCUCCUUAUGGAAAGGUUCCUGCGCAUGUUAUAUAAUUCCGGGAUGGUUAAACAGACUCCUGAGGAUUCAAGCCAAAAGAGGAGGGCAAACUCAUGAUGUUCCUUGUUAGCUGUUUGUUUACUUGUCUCCUUUUCCAGAAUCAUCUUGUCGACAGAGAUCCAUAUCUUAGUCGUUGUAUAAAGUUGGUCCUGUAUUCCAUGGACAGCGUUUUAGGAUGACAAUGUAUCAACAAGUAUUUUAGAUAGUAACGUAUUGUAUUUCUUUGCACCGUUUCUCUUCGUU